AUGAAGGACCUGCAACUCAAAAUUAAUUUACUGCUUGGUCUAGUUACUACUGCUCUACUACAAGCUGUAGGAAGAAAAGCAGACUGCCCGGAAUCAUGUAUAUGUGAAAUCAGACCAUGGUUCACCCCCAGGUCUGUCUACCUGGAAGCUCCAACAGUGGACUGUAAUGAUUUAGGCCUUUUUAACUUUCCAGCCACACUGCCUGCUGACACACAAGUUCUACUUCUACAAACUAAUAAUAUUGCAAAAAUUGAGCAUUCAGUAGACUUCCCAGUGAAUUUAACUGGUCUAGAUUUAUCUCAGAACAAUUUAUCCUCAGUGACAAGUAUUACUCUUAGAAAGAUACCACAGUUGCUUUCAGUGUACCUUGAAGAAAACAAACUUACUGAACUCCCUGAAGAAUGUCUCUCUGGACUCAACAAUUUGCAAGAGCUUUAUAUUAAUCAUAAUCUGCUUUCUGUGAUUGCACCAGGAGCUUUCAUAGGCCUCAAUAAUCUUCUCAGACUUCAUCUCAAUUCAAAUGGUCUGCAAGUGAUCAACAGAAAGUGGUUUGAAGCUACUCCUAAUCUUGAAAUUCUCAUGAUUGGAGAAAACCCAAUAAUCAGAAUUGAAGACAUGAACUUCAAGCCUCUUAGCAAUCUGCGCAGCCUAGUUUUAGCAGGUAUAAAUCUCACUGAAAUACCAGAUAAUGCUUUGGCUGGCCUUGACAACUUAGAAAGCAUUUCCUUUUAUGACAACAGAUUUGUUAGAGUGCCCCACAUCGCUCUUCAAAAGGCUACAAAUCUUAAAUUUCUGGAUCUAAAUAAGAAUCCCAUUAACAGAAUACGACGAGGAGAUUUUAGCAAUAUGCUGCACCUAAAAGAGUUAGGAAUUAAUAACAUGCCAGAACUGAUUUCUAUAGAUAGUCUUGCUGUUGAUAAUUUGCCAGACUUAAGAAAAAUAGAAGCAACCAAUAACCCCAGAUUAUCAUACAUUCACCCCAAUGCAUUCUACAGACUUCCCAAGCUGGAAUCGCUCAUGCUCAACAGCAAUGCGCUGAGUGCCCUUUACCGCAGUACGGUGGAAUCCCUGCCUAACCUCAAAGAAGUCAGCAUACACAGCAAUCCCAUUAGGUGUGAUUGUGUCAUCCGCUGGAUUAACAUGAAUAAAACAAACAUUCGUUUCAUGGAGCCGGAGUCCCUGUUUUGUGUAGACCCUCCUGAAUUCCAAGGUCAGAAUGUGAGACAGAUACACUUUCGGGAAAUGAUGGAAAUCUGUCUUCCCCUGAUAGCUCCUGAAAGUUUUCCAUCUACACUGGAUUUAAAAGCUGGCAGCCAUAUUUCUUUGCACUGCAGAGCAACAGCAGAACCAGAACCUGAAAUCUACUGGAUAACACCAUCAGGACACAAACUUUUGCCUAACACUAUCUCUGAUAAGUACUACAUUCAUUCCGAAGGAACGUUAGACAUAAGUGAUGUAACACAAAGAGAAAGUGGCUUAUACACAUGUAUAGCAACAAAUUUAGUUGGGGCAGACCUAAAGUCAGUCAUGAUUAAAGUGGACGGCUCUUUCCCUCAGGAACACAAUGACUCUUUAAAUAUUAAAAUAAAAGACAUAAAAUCUAAUUCUGUUUUAGUUUCAUGGAAAGCAAGUUCUAAAAUUCUGAAGUCCAGUGUUAGAUGGACAGCCUUUCUGAAAGCUGAAGACUCCUGGGCUGCACAGAGUGCUCGAAUACCAUCUGAUAUAAAGGAAUAUAAUCUUACACAUCUUAAUCCAUCAACUGAAUACAAAAUUUGUAUAGACAUUCCCACUAUCUAUUCUCAGAAUAGGAAACAAUGUGUCAAUGUAACCACAAAAGGACUGGACUUGGAAGUGAAAGGCUAUGAAAAGAACAACAUAAUAGGAUUCCUUGCCUGCCUUGGCGCUCUUUUGGGAAUCAUCUCUGUGAUAUAUCUCUACAGCUGCAUCUCUCAAGAUAUGAACUAUGGCAUUGGACACAGCUAUCUAAGGAAUUACCUGAGGAAACAAUCCUUUUCGCUCAAUGAGCUUUAUCCUCCUCUAAUCACUCUUUGGGACAUGGGCAAAGAAAAAAGCACAGCAAUGGAAGUAAAAGCAACUGUAAUAGGUGUACCAACAAAUAUGCCGUAAAUAUGUCAGUAUAUCACCUAACUUCUGAAAUAAAAAGCACAUGACUGUAUUUGUGCUGAA
Molecule: messenger RNA, 2187 nt
Organism: Poecile atricapillus (Black-capped chickadee)
Lineage: Eukaryota; Metazoa; Chordata; Aves; Passeriformes; Paridae
Product: leucine-rich repeat neuronal protein 3-like
Exons: 1
Coding region: 1-2127 (708 amino acids)
Molecular function (GO): protein binding
Source: RefSeq, a predicted model, not a curated record